AUGAAAGCUGCCGUCGUAAAAGACUUCAACGAAGGAUACGAAGUCUGCGAAGUCGACGUCCCUCAGCCAGCAAAUCCAACAUCGCCGUUGUGGACUGAGUCGGAUCAAUCGACACAUACGGCUUCUGCGGCUCCUGCAAUCCAUGCAAGAACCAGGGGCAGCAGCUCUGCGAGAAGCGGGUUGAUCCUCGAGUCAACUCCGUAUGACGAGGUGGCACCUCCUUUCUGCCCUGGGGCGACUGUCUACGGCGCGCUUCUUGCUUCUGGUGUCAAGAGAGGGGAGUGGAUUGCUCUCGGCGGAUUGGGAUAUCUUGGCGUUCAGUAUGACCAGACGAGGGGGGCUAAGGUGGUUGCGAUUUAG
Molecule: messenger RNA, 360 nt
Organism: Penicillium paradoxum
Lineage: Eukaryota; Fungi; Ascomycota; Eurotiomycetes; Eurotiales; Aspergillaceae
Exons: 2
Coding region: 1-360 (119 amino acids)
Source: RefSeq, a predicted model, not a curated record